Molecule: messenger RNA, 369 nt
Organism: Peronospora farinosa
Lineage: Eukaryota; Oomycota; Peronosporomycetes; Peronosporales; Peronosporaceae
Source: the annotation of a GenBank genome assembly
AUGCAGCUUUUUACUGGCGAGUCCGACGACUCGCAGAUUCUGAGCGUUGCCGACAAGUUGUUUGAGAAACGUGAGGUGCUCGCCGGUCAUGAAUUUUACAGCGUCGGGGAAUCAGCAGACCACUUCUACUUCCUCGCAAGGGGUUGUGUCACGCUCAGUAGAAACAACGGAUUAGAUGGGAGUGUUGAGACCGUAAUGGCGGGGUCCCUGUUCGGUGAAGUCGACUUUUUUGGUCACCAAAAGCGGCAACUGGUGGCAUUCGCGAUGGAACCAUGCGUUGUGUUUGAGAUGCGACGUGAGACGUACGAGAUGAUGCAGGAGCAGAAUCCAGCCUUGCUGACACGGAUUCGUGACAUAGUGAUGCAGUAG